AUGGCUCCCAUUGGCGUGGCCAUCAUAGGCAGCGGCAUCUUUGUCAAGGAGGAGCAUCUCCCUGCUGUGUUCAAGUGCGCCGAUCUAUCUCUCAAAGCAAUCUUCUCGCGAUCCCUGAGUUCAGCUCAGAAGACGGCGGAACUGGUCCCUGAGGGCCAGCCCAAGCCCCAACUGUAUGCGGCUGACGCUGGCUCUGGCAGGGAGUACCAGGAUCUCCUCAGCCAGCAGGAUAUCCAGGCGGUCAUCAUUGCACUUCCCAUCCUGACCCAGCCCGAGUAUAUCAAGGCCGCACUAGCAGCGGGGAAGCACGUACUGGCGGAGAAGCCAAUAGCGGCCGAUGUUGCUGGUGCUCGGGACCUCAUCGACUACUACACCAAGGUGGCACCGGAGAAGAACGUGACCCUUUCCAUCGCUGAGAAUGUGCGGUUCAAGCCCGCCUUGUCCUACGCCAACGAGCAGGCCCGCCAGCUGGGUCGAGCAACCCACUUCAGCAUCAGGGUCUUCUCUCACAUGAAGACCGACAGCAUGUGGUACAACACUGAGUGGCGCAAGACCCCCGGAUACCAGGGCGGCUUCCUCCUGGACGGGGGCGUGCACCACGCGGCCUCGUCGCGGCUCUUCCUGCCUGGGGACGCCAACAGACCAGACUCGGUGCGGGCCUUCACCGACCUGGUGCAGAGCCACCUCCCCCCCAUCGACACGGUGAAUGCCCUUAUACAGACAAAGUCCGGGGCAAGUGGCACCUUCCAGCAGUCGGCGGGGACGCACCUCUCGGCGUAUGAGUGGCGGUUUGCUUAUGAGAAGGGCACUGUCGAACUGGUUGGUGACACAGUCAUUGUGACACCUGUCAACGGGGAAAAGAUUACGAAGGAGUUCGCGCGCACCAGCGGUGUGUCCGAGGAGGUUGCGGCGUGGGCGCAGAGUCUCAUUGAGGGGAAGCAGAACCCGUUGCAGUCGCCUGAGGAGGCUCUUGCGGAUCUUGAAUUCAUGGAGAAUAUGUUCCGUAGCGGGGAGGAGAAGGGGUCAGAGAAGGUGUACAAGUUUCAGUAA
Molecule: messenger RNA, 1050 nt
Organism: Clonostachys rhizophaga
Lineage: Eukaryota; Fungi; Ascomycota; Sordariomycetes; Hypocreales; Bionectriaceae
Source: the annotation of a GenBank genome assembly